ACAUUAGCGACAGUUGUUGAAGAUUAUUCGUUUCACACCAUCGCUACCACCACCAACCACCACACAUCUCCGCCGUACGCCGGAUUUAUCGUCCUGUUCACGGCACAAAACCUAGCACCACUACGUUACAAAUCAGUUAUUACACAUCGUUCGGUUUGAGAUCUGUUACAGAUCUGUUGUUGUUACAGAUUUUACAGAUCUAAAAUGUCAAAAGCAUGGGGGAAGAUCGGCGACUGGGCGGCGGAAGCCGAGCGAGCCGAAGCCGAAGAAGCCGCUGCCGCGGCUGCCGCCGCGGCAGCUCCACCGCAGAGUUUUCCGAGCUUGAAAGAGUCGGUUAUCUCCAAAAAAGGUAAGAAGAAGACGAAAAUGACCUUACAGGAGUUCACGAUGGCCGGAGGUGUUGCCGGAGGUAUCUCCGGUGGCGGUUCUCGCCGUGAGCUGGCGUUCGAGCACAACAGAUUGACUCCUGAAGAGAUGAUGCAGCUUCCGACCGGUCCGAAAGAGCGUUCUGCGGAGGAGAUGCAGUACGGAAGGAUCGGCGGUGGUUUCUCGUCCUACGGAGGUGGCCGUAGCGGCGGAGGACCUAGGGGUAGAGAUAGAGACGCGGAUGGUGACGGUUCAUGGGGAAAUAACCGGAGAUCUUACGGUGGAUUUGAUGAUGAACGUAGAACUCCGGUUUCUCGUAACUCGGAGUAUGAUAAUUAUCAACCGUCUAGGGCAGAUGAGGUGGAUAAUUGGGCAAUGACGAAGAAAACGCCGUCGUUUGAUAGUAGUUCUAGACCUAACCGUUACAGUUCUAGUUCUAGUUCUCUCGGUGGCGUUAGCACCGGAGGAGGAGGAGGAUUUUCUAGGGCUGAUGAGAUUGAUAACUGGGCAGUAAACAAGAAGCCUGUAGCUGUAGCACCACCACCUGUUAGAUCUUCUAAUUUUGGUUCCGGUUUUCGUGAUUCCGGUGGCCCGGAACAGGACCGUUGGAGUAGGGGAGUGAGCCAGGAACGGGCACCAGGGGUAACAGAACGACGUCGUUUGGUGUUAGAUCCGCCUAAGGGUGAUACUGGUCCGGUCGAGAACGUUACUAGGGGUAAUAAACCAAAUCCGUUUGGGAGUGCUAGGCCGAGAGAGGAGAUAUUGGCGGAAAAAGGUUUGGAUUGGAAGAAAGCGGAUUUGGAGCUUGAAGCUAAGAGAAUGAGUAGUCGUCCCACUAGCUCUCAUUCUAACAGUCGGCCGGGAAGUGCGCAGUCUGGUAGUUCGGUUGAGGUUUCAGGUGCAUUGCAGGGAGAGAAACCGAGGGCUAAGGUGAAUCCGUUUGGUGAUGCUAAGCCUAGAGAGGUUUUGCUGCAAGAGAAAGGUUUGGAUUAUAGGAAGAUUGAUUUAGAGUUGGAGCGGAGGCGGCUUGGCAGGCCCGACACAGAGGAAGAAAAGAAUCUAAAGGAAGAAAUACAUAACCUCAAAAUGGGUUUUGAGAAAGAAUCUACCGAAAAUCAAACCAAUUUACAUAAUACAAUACUUGAGAAAGAAAGGGAACUGGAACAAUUAAGCCGGGAUCUUGAUGAUAAACUUCGGUUCAGUCAAAAAACCAUUGAAAGGCCCGGUUCUGGUGCAGGAAGAGUGGGCUCGGGCUUCCAAGAAAGACCAGGUUCUGGGUCAGGAAGAGUGGGCUCGGGUUUCCAAGAAAGACCAGGUUCUGGGUCAGGAAGAGUGGGCUCGGGUUUCCAAGAAAGACCAGGUUCUGGGUCAGGAAGAGCGGGCUUGGGCUUUCAAGAAAGAUCACUUUCUCAAUCGGGCUCGUUUGAUGAGUCCAGAAGUGUUGACUUUUCAGAGAGGCCCCGGUCCCGUGGUGAUUUUGGGAUGAGACGCGGUGAUGACAGAAGAGGAUAUGGUGGUGGAGCUGAUAAUAGAGGAUUUUUGGGCAACAGAGACGUUGGCAGGUCAGACUCAAGGGAUAGAUGGUGAGAGUGAAUGAAUGUGGGGUGUUUGGCAAGUAGAAGAGAAGAAAAUAAUAAUACAAUGGUGUUUUUGUCAAGUAGAAAAGAAGCAAAUUUUCCAACUUUGAAGAGCUUCUCUGAUUUGGUUAAAAAGGACUGAGUUUAUUAUCUUAUUAUUGUUACCCAAACACACUUAGUUUUGAUUGUAAAUCUAGAAUGGGAUAACUGGAUUUUAACUGUUUGUUUAUUCAUCUACCUUACUUUUGGGAUUGGUUUGUAUGAACAUGAUCAACAACUGCCAGUGGAAAGCAACCUAGUAGUUGUUUCUAUCUAAUCAAAUUCAUCUAUUUUUAUGCCA
This is a messenger RNA of Helianthus annuus (common sunflower), 2283 nucleotides long. RefSeq names its product eukaryotic translation initiation factor 4B2. The record is from RefSeq and is a predicted model, not a curated record. NCBI's taxonomy places the organism in Eukaryota, Viridiplantae, Streptophyta, Magnoliopsida, Asterales, Asteraceae. The transcript has 3 exons. Bases 205 to 1953 code for a protein of 582 amino acids. Gene Ontology annotation, molecular function: translation initiation factor activity; mRNA binding.